AAAACAAAUCAAAGAGUUAGAGAGAAGAAAAGAGAAGUUAUUAGCAAAGAGUAAACACCUGAGAGAUGAUUGAUCGAUUCUAGCUGCACUGGAGAAUUGAAUUAUCGAUACAGGCGGAGGCUCACCGAUAGACUUGAGAGCGCGACACAGACAUACGGCUUUUCGGGUGUUGAGUGGAAGCUGGAAGAGGAAGAUAAAUAAAACAAGUCUCUGAUUUGAUUACUUUGACGUGAUCGACAUUUUUUGUGUGUGUCUCGUGGGAUCGUCAGCAAGAACCAAGAGCUGUUGGAGACCUGUUACUGCGGGGUACGGUCAAGACAGGUCGUUUUUUGUUUGUAGUUGUCGAGUGAAGCUUGAAAGUAGAACGGGACAUCCAACACCACGCGAGAUAAGCUGCGCCUGAAAGUGACAUUGCGGUGCCGCUGAGGCGUGUUAUGCUAGUGAGCCAUUUUUCGUAACAUAGGAAAACUGAGCCCAAAUUUGGAGCCCUACCCCGCCAGCGUGGAAGGGCUUAACAGCCCUAGAGCGGUGGGGAUGGCCGCCACCACGUACAUGUCUCCCAGUGGCGAGCUGGAUAUGGCCUUGGGCGGCGGGUAUCAUACAUCUUCACCGCGGAGUGCAGCCGAUGCUAACGAGAUGAAGUAUAUGCAUCAUCAUCACCACCACCAGAGUCACCACCAUGUGCCCUCUAGUCCUAGUCCUAACCCGGCCGGUCUGGGCUCGGUGACGGGUGGCUUAGGUAGUGUUGGUGGUAACCCAUGGGCUGCGAUUCAACCGACUGAUCCUUGGGGCCUGCACACUCAUCAUCCUCAUUCCCACCCGCAUGCGACAGAUGUCAAGCAGGAAAUGCAUUUAUCGCAGCAACGAGCACAACAAGGUAUGGCUUCGCCACAUGCUUGGCAUGCACCGGUGCAUCCUGGAACGCAUUAUGCCACCGGAGGAUCUCCACUGCAGUACCAUCAUGCGAUGAAUGGCAUGCUUCACCAUCCUGCUCAUCCUGCUCAUCACCAAAGUGCACCACCUCUGCAUCACACGUUACGAGGUGAAUCGCCUCAGCUACACAUACCACACCACCACCUGCAAGGCGAUCGGGAUGUGAGUGCUGGCGAAGAAGACACUCCGACGUCCGACGAUCUGGAAGCAUUUGCGAAGCAAUUCAAACAGAGAAGAAUCAAGCUAGGAUUUACACAGGCCGACGUAGGCCUAGCGCUCGGUACCCUCUAUGGCAAUGUAUUUUCCCAAACAACGAUAUGUCGAUUCGAGGCUCUACAGUUAAGUUUUAAGAAUAUGUGCAAGCUAAAGCCACUGCUACAGAAAUGGCUCGAAGAGGCAGACUCGACCACCGGAUCGCCAACCAGCAUCGAUAAGAUUGCUGCCCAGGGUCGGAAACGGAAAAAGCGAACCAGCAUCGAGGUGUCAGUGAAGGGAGCCCUAGAACAGCAUUUUCACAAACAGCCGAAACCGUCGGCCCAAGAAAUUACCUCACUUGCCGAUUCGCUCCAACUGGAGAAGGAAGUAGUUCGGGUAUGGUUUUGCAAUCGACGGCAGAAGGAAAAACGGAUGACACCCCCGAACACGAUGGGUGGUGAUAUGAUGGAUGGAAUGCCACCUGGACACAUGGGCCACGGUGGCCAUGGCUAUCAUCCACAUCACGACAUGCACGGUAGCCCGAUGGGAACCCACAGUCACAGCCACAGUCCACCCAUGCUCAGCCCUCAGAGUAUGGGCGGUGGAGGGCACCAUCAGCUUACGGCCCACUAGCAAUCAGAGCACCAGGAGUCCAGCAAUAACCCGGCGGCAUUUCAACCAAUACACCACCAUCAUCAUGCAAUUAUGCAGCCUCAUGCCGCCAUUGCCGUCUCCUCCAACCAUGGGAAUAGCUAUAGCUUAGCAUCGACCACCACAAAUACCUCUUCGCCACCGUCUUCGACGUCGUCGUCAUCUACAACGGCUGCUGGAGUUUCAGCAGCCGCCUCAGGAGCGUCACCUUCGUCGUCGGUGGCGGCCGCUGCUGCCGCGCAAAUGUACAUAGAUCACCGGCAUCACCAACAGCAGCAGCAGAUGCAUGCUAGGCGAAUAUUUCAAGAAUGGACUCUGCAGUUCGGACCAUCCGGAACAGCAACUGGUGCACGAUAUCUCAACUAAAAAAAAAAAAAAUGCCAACUUGGAACAAGUUGGAUCAACCUUUGUGAAAACCAACACAUUCCCACAACAACAUCCCAACAAACGGCAACUUAAACACACAAAACCAAUAACACAAGCAAGCUAGUAAAAUAAAUAGAUGCCCUUUAAAUGAAUUGUUUAAAUCAAAGUUUAAACUCUAAAAAAACAAGCAAAAAGUGGUGACUUAAAUAAUACAAUUGGUGAGAAUCCGAUCGAAACUGUGUUUACCUGUACAUAGGAGAAUAUGAAGAGUAACGAAGUAAGUUUAAUAUAAUCAGUAUGGCGUAAGAAAACCAGAAAUGAACAUAGUAUGAAAGAAAGUAGAAUUUAUAUAUGAGAUAACGAAAAAAAAAAAAAAAAUAAUAAUACAAAACAAACAACAAGAGCUAGAUAGAAAUGAAUGAAGCGAAAUUUCAUGAGCAAAACCAGAGAUGUUCUAGUGAUAUGUAACGAGUAAAAUGUAACACGAAGAAAAACGCAAACACGUGAAAAUUGUUUGUAUUAAUGAGAAAGCAACAAAAGUCGCUCCAAAUAAACGUUCCGUCAGUGAAAACCAGUUCAACUGUAAGUACAUUUGCCCUUUUAGUUCGAGAGGAAAGUGAUGAUAAGCCCAACGAAUGGCUGAAUUCAAGCGAUGGCCUGCCGUGUGACAGCGUAGUAAAGCGACUAAGCAAGCGACGGUGUUGAAAAAUAAAAUACAAAAUUAAGCUUUCUAGUGAACAGCCUUGCAGCUGGAAUUUUUACCAGCUGCUUAGCUAGUAGAAGUGAGAAAUAUUCGUAAAAUUGUUCUGCGGCAAACCUUUGGGAAUAACCCAAGGCUCAGCGGAGGUAAUGGUGUCGUAAAUUUUUGAAGUAUCGCUCUGUGCCUUCUUUGUUUCGUUCUUUUCCUUCUUAAAGUAGUUUUCUGUUCAUUUCUGUGUCUCGUGCGGGAAAUUUCCUGUACAGGAAAUUCCGGUAGUAUCCUUUUACGACCGGAGCCCCGACCGACGGCAGGCCGAUUAGUGAUGAUUGCUUUCUCUCUGCCCUUUCCUUUGUUACUUUCACACCUUCACGGGGCCAAAGUCGCAACUGGAGUUCCCAUCUGGAGCUUGAUUUUUGUUUUGUUUUUCGUUUGCUGCAGGGCCUAUGCUGGUGGGUCCCAAAUUUACUGGGUCAACAAGGGGCAGGGAUAUUGAUAGCCUUUUCUGUGUCUUCCUAGCGCAUUUCAAGGAUUUUCCCAUCAGUCGUUUGAAUUGCUGUCCAAACAAUGUUUAGUGACGUCGUACCUGACACGGCUUAGUCGGGUAUUUCCGGACUGAGAAUGUAGUUAAUUUUUUCUUUUCGUUCGGGGAAGAAACAUCAUCCCGGUGAAUUGGUUUUCGAUGAGGAAUUUUUAUUUUCGGCACUAUGGCUUAAGUUGCAAUCUCGAAUACAAAUGUCCACAGCUGUAUACCGAAUCUUAAAGAGGGACGAUAAAUAAACAAGAAAAUAUUUGUAAUAAACCAUGUGAGAAUGGAAUAUAAUGCAAGCACUAGGCCAUUGUAUAGAAGCAUCUGGAAAA
Molecule: messenger RNA, 3703 nt
Organism: Ochlerotatus camptorhynchus
Lineage: Eukaryota; Metazoa; Arthropoda; Insecta; Diptera; Culicidae
Gene: vvl
Product: ventral veins lacking
Exons: 1
Biological process (GO): regulation of transcription by RNA polymerase II
Molecular function (GO): RNA polymerase II cis-regulatory region sequence-specific DNA binding; DNA-binding transcription factor activity, RNA polymerase II-specific
Source: RefSeq, a predicted model, not a curated record